Molecule: messenger RNA, 2659 nt
Organism: Phaeodactylum tricornutum CCAP 1055/1
Lineage: Eukaryota; Bacillariophyta; Bacillariophyceae; Surirellales; Neidiaceae
Exons: 3
Molecular function (GO): catalytic activity
Source: RefSeq, a predicted model, not a curated record
CGGAAAUUACUAUAUUGCUUCGGUCAAGCUUUCGAGAGCUCCUGUUGGUGACGACACAGCCAGCAAACCGAAAAGUCACUGAGCGGGCGAUAAGUUUUGAGACUUUCUUCCUUGUCUAGCGGCGGAAGAGUUAAUUGCAAUGUUUUGAUCGGUACCCCAAGCUUUUCCAAGGUUGAUCGGUACCCCAAGCUAUUCCAAGGUGUCAUUAUUUUGAGACAAUAUUUGUGCAUCGAUUUUCUUUCGCAAAAAAAAAAUCUACCAUGAAACUUCCUUUUCUCGUGGCAUCAACUUUGGUUUGGAGGUUGGUCAUGGCGGCCGACUGUGAGCUUAGCUCGACGUCGUCAGCUCCCAUUACUCAGAGCUUAAGCGGACUGUCAGCUGUUUCCUUCCAAGGGUUUAAGCCCUUGAUCAACCGUUUUGAAGGGGAGCCUCUGCUCAAGAUUAUCAGGUGGAGCACUGACCCUAUCGUAGAAAUUUCUGGCAACAAGCUUGUUGUCUCCAAAGCAUCUUGCGACUCUUCGUCACUUCCAGAAUCGUCUUCGACUCUUCUAUCUAAAAUAAGCUUGUCGUUGCUUGGCACUGCCAGCUUACUCACUUUUCUUGGAGGUCCAACAGCAUCAAUUCUUAGUCUGGGGUUCGCAGUGGCUACAGGGGCCUACAUACCCGCUGCUUUUGCACAUGGGGACUCUUGUGAUGCUGUUAUUGAGGUGGAAAUCCACGGGCCAGCUAAGUCGAAUGGGGCUAUAUACAUGGAGGAGAUGAUUCUCGUUGACGACUAUGACGGCGAAGAAGAUUCCUUGCACUUUACCGCCGACCCGGCUUGGGCCUUGCGAGUCAAUGCGAGCCGCAAUUUCCGUCAAACUGCCUCAGGAUCCGUCUACAACUACCGCAACAAGACAACUAUCCUCAACCAACCACCCUCGGUGACGGCGAAAGACGAUGUAGUUUUUGAUAUUCCGGCAAAUGUUGUUCGUCCUGACACCGACGAAGAGAUUUUGAUGCUAUCUGUUCUAGAAAUGGCAGCCCUCCUCCGCCAAGGAAGUUUGACGUCUGUUGAGCUCACUAAUAUGGCUUUGAGCAUGCUCGAAAUGUAUGAUCCUGAGUACAAUAUGUUGGAAGUGGAGCUUAAAGAACUUGCUUUAAACGUCGCUGCCGAGGCGGAUGCCAUGUUUGCCAAUGGCACAAUCGUUUCCGAAAUCCAAGGCAUUCCAUUUGCUAUUAAGGACACGUACGAUGUGAAAGGCUAUGCUACCAUGUAUGGCUCGUGGGAGUUUAUGGACAAUAUCCGGGAGGAAGAGUCCCCUUUGGUAACGUACGCUGUCCAGGCUGGUGUGGUGCCUCUUUUUAAGUCAUCGGUUCCACAACUGACUUGGGGAACUGCUAAUUAUAAGGGUACAGUGUAUUCUUGUCUCAAUGGUGGAUACUCGGCUGGGGCUGGUGGUUCAGGAGGAUCUUCUAUUGGUUCAGGAACUGCCGUUUGCCUAGGGGUUGUCCCGGUUGCAAUCUGCGAGCAGACGGGCUCUUCUUGCCAGUCACCAGCAAUUGCCAAUGGCAUUUCCACCAUCAUUCCUGCCCUUGGAACAUUUUCUCGAGAAAACAAUGGGUUAUACUCGUUUGAAUCAGAUCGUCCCGGCUUGCUCUGCCGAGACUUGAUGUCUUGCGCCGUGUUUUACAACCGCAUGAGAGGGAAGUCUGCAGGUGAUCUGCAGUCUCGCGAUGUUCCUUUUGCGGAUCCUUCCAAAGAGGACCUCUCCACGUACUCUAUUGGUUUUGUGGAUAAUUCAGACACGGACGGUUGGCCGUUGGCUUGGGACACUCCAUUCAAAGGGCAGCGCAACAAUGUCGUGACGGCACUACAAGCCUUCGGUGCUGACGUGAUUACCGAAGACAGUAUCACCAAUUUCAUGCAGCCAACACAGUUGUAUACAGAUUUUAUGGAAUCAAAUAUUCGCAAUACUGUUUCUUUCGACUGGUAUUGGUUGAAUGUUGAAGGAUUUUUCGAGGAAGUCUUCAAAUAUGGGGCGGAGGAAGGGGCAAUGGCCUACGGCCCGGUUUGGGUGGGACAAAACUUCAAUUUUGACAAUGGUUCCCACCGUAGUCAUGUAGGGGCAUCUGCCUAUGCGUACUUGGAUAGCCUCUGGCUGUUUGGCUACGCGGCCGAAAGGGCAAUGUAUCCCAUGUUGCAGACAAUGCCAGAUGUUGUUGUACACUUUGCCCAGUCCGAACUGAAUGGGGCGUAUGAUGGCAACUUGAUCAAACGGGCCGGGAUUAAUACAGUACACAUUCCGGAGUUUUACUGGAAUACCACCAACGAAACUUUUGUCGAUUGGACAGGAUCUCGUCCCAUUGACUAUUAUGAAGGUACAACGGUGAGCGCAGCCAUGAUUACUUGCGAGUCAAAAAAGUAUGAACCUGUCAAGGCACUUGCGGUCUGUUACCAACUCCAGCAAAGUCUCGUUCCGGGUGGCAAGCUUAUUUCACCCAACAAGGACAUUAUUCGUGAGGCAUUGCAAUCGGGCGCGCAUGACUUAGACUGCCCUUACGAUUGGUCCGACAAGCGCCCAGGGUAUUUGGACAGUUAUCCGGUAGAUGUGCGCGAAAAUGUUGUGUCAAAGCUGGGCAACAUCGGGAACCGUCCCACUUGCCCGGCCCCCGGAGU